This is a messenger RNA of Humulus lupulus (European hop), 2046 nucleotides long. RefSeq names its product ATP-dependent 6-phosphofructokinase 5, chloroplastic. The record is from RefSeq and is a predicted model, not a curated record. Gene Ontology annotation, molecular function: ATP binding; 6-phosphofructokinase activity. Lineage: Eukaryota; Viridiplantae; Streptophyta; Magnoliopsida; Rosales; Cannabaceae. Gene Ontology annotation, biological process: fructose 6-phosphate metabolic process; glycolytic process. The transcript has 13 exons. Gene Ontology annotation, cellular component: cytoplasm. Bases 136 to 1716 code for a protein of 526 amino acids.
CACUUUCAAUAUUGUACGGUCCCGACUCACCAAAGCCUAUUUUUCUUCUUCUUCUACUACCUUUCCUUCUCUUCGAUCAAAAACUCACCAUUCUUAACAUUCUCUCUGCUUUUGUGACCUCGUGAUCUCCGUUCCAUGGACACUCUCUCGCAUUCGAUCAUCGCCCCAAAAUUCACCAUCUCCCACUAUGGACUCUCCUCUACCAAACCUCUAACCUUGAGGUCGAAUUCCACGGCUAGAACCGCCGCCUUCCGGAGCCGCGUAUACGCCGGCGUCAAGAUCCAAAGCCCGCCGAUCGAUUUCAGUGAUCCUGAUUGGAAAUCUAAGUUUCAAUCCGAUUUCGAGAAACGCUUUAAUCUCCCUCACAUCACUGAUACCUUCCCAGAUGCUGAAUCCAUUCCAUCCACUUUUUGCCUCAAGAUGAGGACGCCUGUAACGGAGGAAUUUAGAGGAGGGUAUCCUUCGGAUGAGGAGUGGCAUGGAUAUAUAAAUAAUAAUGAUCGUGUACUCCUUAAGACAAUUUACUACUCUUCUCCUACCUCUGCUGGAGCUGAAUGCAUUGAUCCUGAUUGUACUUGGGUGGAACAAUGGGUUCACCGUGCUGGGCCUAGGGAAAAAAUAUACUUCAAACCAGAAGAAGUGAAAGCAGCGAUUGUCACAUGUGGAGGCCUCUGCCCUGGUCUUAACGAUGUAAUCAGACAGAUUGUGAUUACACUUGAAAUAUAUGGAGUUAAGAAGAUUGUGGGUAUUCCAUAUGGUUAUCGUGGAUUUUCCGACAAAGAAUUAGCCGAAAUGCCUCUAACCCGAAAAGUGGUCCAAAAUGUUCACCUAUCUGGUGGAAGCUUGUUAGGAGUUUCACGUGGAGGACCAGGCAUAAGUGAAAUUGUGGACAGCAUGGAGGAAAGAGGAAUCAACAUGCUUUUUGUGCUGGGUGGGAAUGGAACUCAUGCUGGGGCAAAUGUAAUUCACAAAGAGUGCUGUAGAAGAGGGGUAAAGGUGGCUGUUGUUGGGGUCCCCAAAACUAUAGACAAUGAUAUUUUGCUGAUGGACAAAACUUUUGGGUUUGACACUGCUGUUGAGGAAGCACAACGAGCCAUUAAUUCAGCUUACAUUGAGGCACAUAGUGCAUACCAUGGUAUAGGAAUUGUAAAGUUGAUGGGUCGUAGCAGUGGAUUUAUUGCUAUGCAUGCAUCCCUGGCUAGUGGACAAAUCGAUAUAUGCUUGAUACCAGAGGUACCUUUCCAUUUACAUGGUCCUCAUGGUGUUUUGCGGCAUCUGAAAUAUCUCAUUGAGACAAAAGGAUCAGCAGUGGUCUGUGUUGCUGAGGGAGCAGGGCAGGAUUUUCUCAAGCAAACUAACGCUAAAGAUGCAUCUGGAAAUGCUGUUCUUGGAGAUAUUGGUGUACAUCUUCAGCAAGAGACGAAGAAGUAUUUCAAAGAAAUUGGUAUUCCAGCCGAUGUGAAGUACAUUGAUCCCACGUACAUGAUUCGUGCAUGUCGUGCCAAUGCAUCGGAUGGGAUUUUAUGCACCGUGCUAGGACAAAAUGCUGUUCAUGGGGCAUUUGCUGGAUACAGUGGCAUCACUGUAGGGAUAUGCAACACUCACUAUGUCUACCUUCCCAUUCCAGAAGUCAUAUCUUAUCCAAGGCUAGUAGACCGCAACAGUAGAAUGUGGCACCGUUGUUUGACCUCCACAGGUCAGCCUGAUUUUGAAUAAGCCAUAACACCAUUACUGUGUUAGAGACGAGGUUAAGAUAAAUAAGGUCUCCAGUUUAGAAUAAACUGUCGAAGAAAGUAGUCAUUUCGAAGGGUUUUUUUGGUUAGUCAUUUGCUUCAUCAACCCGGAGGAGGAGGAAAUAAUACAAAGAGGAUUAAUUUAGUCCACAUUUAAUAAUUUAUCAAAUGUAUAGGCUAUUAUUGCUCCAGAGUUCUUUAGAAUUUAUUUUGAUUAUUAAACUCCAGAGAAGUCACCAAGCUGUAUGUGCUUGGUUCAUAUUUUUUUGUACAACCAUAUUUUUAUCAAAUGAAUUACCAUUUUUUUCUUGAA